AAAAGUUUUAAAUUGCUAGAUGUUGAAGAUAUUGAAGCUCGUCCAGCGGCCGCUACCCUUUAUCAGGCAAUCGAGGAAAAAGGGAGGUUCAUGGGUCGUACAAACAUUCUCUAUUCCAUUGUUCUGGUUGGGAAAGUAUCGCCGCACGUCGCUGACCGUCGAGAAGUCGCAGGUAUGGUUAUUCAAUCUUUUAACAACCAUUUCUUCAAAGCCUAUUUUGAAGGGCUGCUAAUGCAAUUCAAGCCACCAGAUCAAAUCACUGGCCUUUUGUUGAUCUAUCCGUAUCACGUGGUUAACAUAAUUGAAACCAGUUUUAGAACAAUGAUGCGCAUUCUGCGCGCGCUGAAUGAGUCAGAACGGAUAAUUAACUGCUACAUUGCUCAUUAUACGGAGGCUCUGAAUAAAGACUUGCCGGAAGAUGAGGAACCUCGAAGGUUCACCUGUUUCGACGAAGCAACAAUGGAAGAGAUAUCGGAACGUCCAACACUGGCCCCUCUCAUACACAAUCGUAUUUUAUUUGUAAAGGACAACCUGGUACAUCGAAUCUACCGCACUUAUGAAGUGUUGCCAUUUGAUAUGGAACCCGUCAGCCUGAAUCAGUACGAUUCCAGUGAGUCAGAUGAAAAGCGGUUUUUGGAGACCUUGUCUCAGCUAAUACGUUUGGGCGUGUUCCUUUCGGAAGAACCGAUGAAGGGCCAAGAAGAAUAUGUCCCCGAAAUAUUCAAGAUGAAGCUUACGAAAAUUUUGCGGCACCUGCGUGAGGAGCAUCCGGAGCUGGUUCCACAACAA
This is a messenger RNA of Opisthorchis viverrini, 789 nucleotides long. RefSeq lists its product as hypothetical. NCBI's taxonomy places the organism in Eukaryota, Metazoa, Platyhelminthes, Trematoda, Opisthorchiida, Opisthorchiidae. The transcript is spliced from 5 exons. The annotation marks the transcript as partial. The record is from RefSeq and is a predicted model, not a curated record.